Fusarium oxysporum Fo47 is the source of this 373-nucleotide messenger RNA. RefSeq lists its product as uncharacterized. Lineage: Eukaryota; Fungi; Ascomycota; Sordariomycetes; Hypocreales; Nectriaceae. The transcript has a single exon. Bases 5 to 241 code for a protein of 78 amino acids. The record is from RefSeq and is a predicted model, not a curated record.
UAACAUGAGCAAAGCUUACCUAUUCCCAGCGAACCGAAAACUUGAGGAUAUGGAUGCCUACUUCCGAGAAAGCCCCUCCGUGAUGGUCAUCAGAGAUAACGACGCGAUCGUUACCAAGAGACCUGGGAAGUACAUUCAACGGGAGCAGGAGGACAUCCAGAGGGAAGAGGCUGAGGAUGGAAGUCCGGUUGUAGGAGUUGGUCCUGAGGAGAAGGGUCUCAGGGAGCAAGGAAACUUCUGAGUCUAAGGGCCACUAAGCUUGCCUAAAUCGUAUUGUCAUUUAGGAUAGGCGUGUUGAGUUUCCUUAACGCCCCAAGGGGCUGCGAUGAAGGUUGUUCCAACAGUAGGGGUAUCACAAGAUCACGGAUGCGAG